Acanthochromis polyacanthus (spiny chromis) is the source of this 3290-nucleotide messenger RNA. RefSeq names its product high mobility group 20B (gene hmg20b). Bases 191 to 1075 code for a protein of 294 amino acids. NCBI's taxonomy places the organism in Eukaryota, Metazoa, Chordata, Actinopteri, Pomacentridae. The transcript is spliced from 9 exons. Gene Ontology annotation, cellular component: nucleus. The record is from RefSeq and is a predicted model, not a curated record. Gene Ontology annotation, biological process: regulation of gene expression.
AUUGCAGCCUGAUUUAUGAGUGGAGGAGGGGAUUGAGGGGCCUCUUCAACCAACCAAUCACGAGUCUCCCUCUCGACCAAUCAGAUGAGAGUUAGACUUCUCUUCCUGUUUGGCCGAAGGAUUCAUUAUCGUACUUCAUCCCACGGAAGAAGUCUAACGGAUUAAGAUUCAUUUUCACACUUCAGCGAUCAUGGGAGGCAUCAAACAAGAGCAGAGUGAUGCAUCCCAGCAGCCCAAAGCUUCACACGCAGCGGAUCCCCCACAAGAUGAGCCUAAGAAGAGAGGCUGGCCGAAGGGAAAGAAAAGAAAGAAGGUGCUGCCAAACGGUCCCAAGGCGCCUGUAACAGGAUAUGUCCGCUUCCUGAAUGAACGAAGAGAACAUAUGCGGGCACGAUACCCCGACUUACCUUUCCCAGAAAUCACCAAGAGACUCGGAGCAGAGUGGACACGAUUAGCCCCGAAUGACAAACAGCGCUACCUGGACGAAGCGGAACGAGAGAAGAUGCAGUACGCCCAGGAACUGAAGGAAUAUCAGCAGACUGAGGCCUAUCAGAUCACCAGUGCUAAGAUACAAGACAAGAGAAUCAAAAAAGAAGACACUCCAUCCGUCAUCUUCAGUACUAGCUCGGGGUCAUCUUUAUCAAAGGCCUCUGACCUCUCCAGCAGGUUUGACAUUCCCAUUUUCACAGAGGAGUUCCUCGAUCAGAACAAAGCUCGAGAGGCUGAGUUGCGGCGGCUUCGUAAGGCCAACAUCGAGUUUGAGGAGCAGAAUGCAGUGCUACAGCGGCACAUUAAGGACAUGUACAAUGCUAAAGAGCGCCUGGAGGCUGAACUGGGCCAGGACGAGAAGCGAACCCAAGCUCUUCACCAACACUUGCUGGCUAUUAAACACACAUUGGUCAAUAGUCUCUCAUCAGUCCCCCUGCCAGGUACAGGUGAGACAGCAUCUCUUGGAAACCUGGACUCGUACUUGAGUCGUCUCAGUGGAGUGCUCGAGGGAAACCCCCACAAACACCGUGCUCUGCUCAACCAACUUUGUGAGGUCCUCUCUCACCUGGACAGGAAGCAACAAUAACAACCCGGGGCUAGGAACCCGCCACACUGAAAAUUUGAAGUUGAAUUGUGCAGUCAGCCAGUCCUGCUACUUUUUUCUGGUGGACUACGCAUUUUUCACAUGCAAGUGUUUCACCCAAACAAAUCCAGCUGCCACUAUUUUGGAGAAAUAUGGAAGCCUCAUCUUUUCCAUAGCCCCCCCUUACAGUGACUGUGUUUGAUUUAAAGAAAUGUGGACAAGUCAGAGCAUUUUUCCCCCUGUAGUAAGAUGCGUGAUGCAGCCGGACCAUUAAGUUCUACAGAAUGGCCCUGCAGAGCGAAACUACUCAACCACAACCUGCAGCACAUAGCAAACUUAUUCAUGUGCUGCUACACUCACCGAGACUCGGAGCAAAUCGAGGACACUGUAAAAUUUCCUUGUGAUGAAGUAUCCAAAUACCUUUGCCAAUGCAGUCCAAGGUGGUGGAGUUGGAGUCUAUCCACCAAUGGCAUCAAGGACCACCGCAGGGAAACCUCAUAUGAGGCAGGUCAGGGUUAGCUGGUUAGCAGUAGCUUAACUUAAAAAUAGAAUACUUACAGCGCCUUUAAAAGACUUCAAGCAUUGCUGAGUUGACUGACUGCUGGCUUCGGUUACACAUCUCCCACACAAACAUGAGAGUUGUGUCAAUCUGCUCGUUCAGAAAGCAAAUCAGCAUAUUUUCCAAAAUGUUUAAGCAUUCCUUUAACCCUUUAAGCUUCAGUGUACUGCCGGCGGUACACCUACUAAUUUGCAUAGGAAUUUCAAGAAUGUCCGACGGGUGCAAACGCGAUUAUACAAACACUAUACACCGAUGGAAAGCUUAGAUUCUCAUGAAUCCGCCGGUAUAAACCACUUUCAGAUGCGAUUACCACAGCGGGUGAGAAAAACACAUUUGUCCAACAAAAACAAAUAUUCAUCCAUCCGUUCUCUAUACACGGCUUCAAAGCACACAGCGCGACUCACAUUUCCGGGUUUAUUAUUACACACAAAAAAAAACAUUCCACAAAAAACGGCCAUAAUCCAACCUUUUACAUCAGAUGACACAAGCCAGUAAACUAUUUUGUCCAAAACAUGUCCUGAAGUCGGUAUAAAAUCCCCGAAUCGGUCGUUUUCAAGGAAAUGCACCUCCCGAUGCGCGCCCAAUAUUCCCCGUAUUUUUCGUAAUUUUUUUUAUUUAAAAAUAGAAUAUUAGCGAUUUUUUUGUACUGAAAACGGCUGGAAUUGACUGAAGCUUAAAGGGUUAAAAUGAGCACAUUGUUUUACUUAAUCAGCCAUAUUACUUAUGUAUAUUUCUCAAUUCAGGCACCCCAAGACUAUGGCUGAAAGCAAUCCUUAACUACCAUGUAAUGCUCUACAUUUACCGCUUGCUAUUUUAUUUGAGUGCAUGAACUCUGAGUGUGUAAAUACAGCCGCCUUGUAGUGCCUUUAGACAUUAUACAGUGGAAUAAAAAAAGUAGCAUUCAUGGCAUAGGCAUGGCUUUCUGCUAACACGUCAAACACAGUGAAGUGUGGCACAUUAUGUAGAUGAAAACAUUAGAGCAGGGGUGUAAAGCUCAUUUUAGUUCAGGGGCCACUUUCAGCCCAAUUUGAUCUCAUCUCUCAGACCAGUAAAAUCACAACAUAAUAACCUAUAAGUAACCACAACUCCAAGUUUUUCCUUUGUUUUAGUGCAAAAAAGUAUAUUCUGAAAUGUUCACACUCAGGAACCAUCUUUUUACAGAACAUUAUUAGCAAACUGAAAUUUGUUAAGAAAAACAAAUUCAAUUUCAAAAACAGUCAGCCGUCCAAAUCACAGUGUGUCUACAAAGGAACAAAACAUUUAGUCACAGGUAUCUGAAACUGAACAAUGCAGUAUUUAAAAAAAGACAACAAAAAUGAGACAUGUAAUGACAAAAGCAAGAAAGAAAACGACAAAUAAUGAGACAUGAAACAAUGGGGGGAAAAAAGAGACAAAAACGUUACAAAGUGCCAAAAAAAUGUGCACAAACAAGACAAAAAAUAACAAAAGCAGGAAACAAAAAGACAAAAAACGAUGUCCAAAACAAUGAGUAAAGCAAAACACAAAAUUACAGAAAUGAGACAAAAAACACAAGUUCAACAAAAAGGAACACAAAACAGCAAAAACAUGAGACAAACGAUAGAAGUCAGAAAAAGACAAAAACAAACAACAAAAACAGGACAGAAUAUUACAAAAAUGAGGCACAAAAUGACAAAAGAG